Messenger RNA from Lineus longissimus, 894 nucleotides. RefSeq lists its product as uncharacterized. NCBI's taxonomy places the organism in Eukaryota, Metazoa, Nemertea, Pilidiophora, Heteronemertea, Lineidae. The record is from RefSeq and is a predicted model, not a curated record. Bases 1 to 894 code for a protein of 297 amino acids. The transcript is spliced from 2 exons.
AUGGGUGCAGGUAUGGAAAUGUUGGAGAAACGCAAUAAAAUUAUUCUCUUGGCCGACUCCUUGGAGCAUGGGUGGAAGACGGUCAGGGAGUACGAAUCUAAUCCGCUAGCUGAGGACAGUGACGAUGAGCAGAAAAUUCUUAAGGCGGAACUUCGUGCGGGACGGAAGCUCAAGGCUGCUGCUGGCGCAAAACGUGGCGGGCGUGGCGGCCGGCGUUACGGCGGAAUGAGGAUGACCCCCUACAAUGUUUACAGCGCCCCCGGCGGAUUCAGCGGAGGAGCGACGGCACCGAGUCAGGCAGCGGUUGCCCCAGUGUUCCAGCCGCAGCGUGGUGGCAUCAAGGGAGCGUGCUUCUCUUGCGGUGCUACGACCCAUUGGAAGGCGAAAAGUCCAACGAUGGCUCAAGGUCGGGCGAAUGCGGCGGACCUCCACAGGAGAAUGAUGGCGGGAGCCGCCCUGGCCUCAACGCAUCCUGACGUUUCGUCCCCCGUAGGCAGGUUGAGGUCUUCCAGGUCAUUCUGGGAAUCUGCGGGGGCGUCUCAGUUCAUCCUGGACGUUAUUGAUGUGGGGUAUCAGUUGCCUUUUUACAUGUGUCCAGCUGCGUGUCACUUGGCAAAUAAUCGUUCAGCAUUGGUUAAUGCUGUUUUUGUGGAGGAAGAGAUUGCCAAACUAUACAGGUUGGGGUGCAUUUCUGUCUGCGAAGAACCUCCGUUAGUCGUUAAUCCCCUUUCUGUGGCUGUCAAUGCCAAGGAUAAGAAGAGGUUAAUUCUGGAUCUCAGAUAUGUUAAUAUGCAUCUCUUGAGGGAACAUUUCAAAAUGGAGGACAUGCUGGUCGGAAAACAACUUUUCGAUUCCAAUGAGUUGCUAUUCGUCUUUGAUAUCCAGAAGUAUUAA